UUGACAUAAUGAGUUGACAUUGACAUUGACAAUUGAAUAAAGUCCACCCAAUAAAUGCCUAAUUUCCCUUUAAUAUCUUUCUUUUCUUGUUUGACCUCUUGUGGCGUAAGCUAGCGCGCGGAAGGAUAUUUAUCGGAAAGAAAUGACUUCAAAAGUAUCCAGAGAUACCCUUUACGAAUGCGUAAAUGGGGUUCUAAACAACUCUAAGGAAAAGAAAAGGAAUUUUCUUGAGACUGUGGAAAUCCAGAUUGGUUUGAAGAAUUAUGACCCCCAAAAGGACAAGCGUUUCAGCGGCACUGUUAAGCUUAAGCACAUUCCUCGCCCAAAAAUGCAAGUUUGUAUCCUUGGUGAUCAACAGCAUUGUGACGAGGCCAAGGCUAAUAAUGUUCCCUACAUGGAUGUUGAAGCGUUGAAAAAACUUAACAAAAAUAAGAAACUUGUCAAAAAAUUGGCAAAAAAGUAUGAUGCUUUUCUUGCUUCUGAAGCCCUUAUCAAGCAGAUUCCUCGGUUAUUAGGGCCUGGUUUAAACAAGGCUGGUAAAUUUCCGGGUCUGCUUUCUCACCAGGAAUCCAUGGUGCAAAAGAUUGAUGAGGUGAAGGCAACUAUUAAAUUUCAAAUGAAGAAGGUCCUUUGCCUGUCUGUUGCUGUUGGACAUGUUGACAUGACUCCAGAUGAACUGGUACAGAAUGUUCAUUUAUCAGUUAACUUCUUGGUUUCACUAUUGAAGAAACAUUGGCAAAAUGUUAGAUCUCUGCAUGUGAAGUCAACAAUGGGACCACCACAAAGAUUGUAUUAAUCUAUACUUUCUGUAUUAAAUCUUUAUUACGAAUGGCUUA
Messenger RNA from Anthonomus grandis grandis, 836 nucleotides. It is a transcript of the gene RpL10Ab, whose product is annotated as 60S ribosomal protein L10a. Gene Ontology annotation, molecular function: structural constituent of ribosome; RNA binding. Bases 143 to 796 code for a protein of 217 amino acids. Lineage: Eukaryota; Metazoa; Arthropoda; Insecta; Coleoptera; Curculionidae. Gene Ontology annotation, biological process: translation. The record is from RefSeq and is a predicted model, not a curated record. Gene Ontology annotation, cellular component: large ribosomal subunit. The transcript is spliced from 4 exons.